GCAUAAAGGAGUCUGAGAGAGGGGGAGCCAGCCCCUGGACUGGGGCCAGCUGUGUCGAUACAGGGUGUCCCAGGGCCAAUGAGGGUUACAGGGGUAACCAAUCCUUGGUCGCUCACUGUUCCAACAAUAACCUGUUCAGCGUGGUCUGGGAUGUCCUGCCGAGUCCCCUGAGAAGAAUCACCAUUGAAACCCCUUUGAGCACAGAGAACACUCUGUGCCCAUCUUCUCCCGGCACUUUCUGCUGGCUCCGAACGGGAACAGCAGCCCUCCACCACAGCAACAGCAGCAGCAGCUCCUGUCUAUGUUUGUCUGUCUAUUGCCAUCUCCUUCUGACUGUGUCCCUACGCUCCAUCUUAUCUCUCUCUCCCCACACACCCCUUCUAUCUAUCAAUCCCCGUCCCCACACACCCACCCCCUCAGCUGCUUUAGUGGGCAGACUGUGGUGCAUAGGCUGAGAAUGGGGUGGGGACUCUGUCCCUGUGUGUGUCUCCACCUCUUGCUCCGGAAGGGGCUGACCACCUGGACUUUGUCUCUCCUGGAAAUCAUCGGCCUCAGGGGCUGGCUCCCUGAUCCCUCCCCGUGGCAGACCUUCGUCCCCACAUCUCCAAGAGCUGUGCCAGGCCAGGGCUUGGGGUGCUGCAGAGAGAGCGCCUGGUCUGGCCUCUCUUCCCUGGCAGAGGUUGAUCCCCUGAGCUCCCAGGGACCUCACACUCUGACCACUGCCUCCCGUACCCCCAGGGAGAGCCAUCUGGGCAGGGCUGGUCAUCUCAGGCUCUGCGAGGCCAGACAAUGGCAGUGGACUACGUCACAUACCAGGGCAUCAAGUUCCCCCCUGCGUAUAACUCUGAGCGGAGCCUGUGCUUCGCCCACAAGGAGUUCCAGGUGCAGGAUGAUGAUGUCUUCAACGUCACCUACCCCAAAUCAGGCACAGUGUGGAUGAUCGAGAUCUUGAGCCUGAUCCGCAGCGGCGGGGACCCAGCCUGGAACCGAACCGUCCUCAACUCCACCCGCGUGCCCUGGUUCACUACCCGCCUGGGGCUGGAGUCUGCACUGAGCUACCCCCGACCCCGCCUGCUGACCUGCCACCUCCCCAUCCACCUCUUCCCCACAUCCUUCAUUGGCUCCAGGGCCAAGGUGGUCUACACACUCCGCAAUCCCAAGGAUGUUCUGGUCUCCUAUUUCUAUUUCUCCAAGAUGUGCAGCUCAUACGAGGACCCCAAGUCCUUCGAGCAGUUCCUGGGGGACUUUCUUAGUGGGGACGUGCCCCAUGGGUCCUGGUUUGAUCAUGUCAGAGGCUGGAUGGAAAUGAAGGGCAAAGAGAAUUUCUUCUUCAUCACUUAUGAGGAGCUGCAGCAGGACCUGAGGGGCAGCAUACAGCGACUCUGCCAGUUUCUGGAGCAGGAGCUGGAUGAUGGAGCUAUCAACUCGGUGGUGGAGAACGCCUCCUUCAGGGCCAUGAAAGAGAACAAGAUGUGCAACUCGACGCUGCUCCCGAGGGACAUCAUGGAUCAGGACAAGGGCACUUUCCUGAGGAAGGGCAUCUGUGGGGACUGGAAGAACCAUUUCACGGUGGCACAGAGCGAGGCCUUCGACAGGAUCUACCAGGACCGGAUGGCGGGGCUGCCGGAGGCAUUCCCAUGGGAGGCACGCCAGGAAUGAACCGCAGGAAUAAAGCAGAGCAUGGAACCACAGGAAGCUGGGUUAAGUUAGUAGGGACAACUGUCUGCAGUGGUUCACACAGACCAUGGAAGGGCAUGGCUCCAGCCUAGCGGGAUGGACCAGUGCCAGGAGCAUUGCCUGGCAUGAGUGUCCUCUGCCAGCACUGCCUCCCACACCCCUUCAUUCCACCAGGUGCCCGGGUCAGCUUGGCCCUAGCCUCCUGGGGCCCAUUGCAUAUCCGAUUGCCCCCGUGAAUGUGUUCAGCUGUAGCCGCCAGCCACUGCAGCUUGCUCUGUCCGCGUCUUCUGGAUUAAAGGUCCCUCAGCCCUGUGAU
Messenger RNA from Chelonoidis abingdonii (Abingdon island giant tortoise), 1993 nucleotides. RefSeq names its product sulfotransferase family 2A member 1 (gene SULT2A1). Gene Ontology annotation, molecular function: sulfotransferase activity. Lineage: Eukaryota; Metazoa; Chordata; Testudines; Testudinidae. The record is from RefSeq and is a predicted model, not a curated record.